CAGUUAAUUUUUUGUCGUGUUCGCGGGAGCUCCGAGUUUUGGUAGCCAGCAGCGCUACAAUUGAACUGUUGGCAUUAUAUUUAGUAAAACCUAACACCUUUCAAGGCAGCCGGUGGAAGUGACAGAAUACGCGGCAUUUCGAGAAAUUUAGUGCGGCGAUAAAGGAAGAGCAAACUCUCUUGCACUGAGGAAAGGAAAGAACAGCCUACAAAAUGGUUAACAUUGUGGACGGCGGCGCCAAGCAUGCGCCCCAGGAAAUGGAGCAGUUCCUGCCUGGAGAUGGAAAGAAAAUGUACAAGAUCCAGCCCCGCAAAUCGGAUGCCGAGCAGGCCUUGGCUAACAAUGAUUUUGAUCCGUUUGCUUUGCGCGAAAACGAACAUCCCACCACGGAUAAUGAAACUCUUACGCAUUUGCUUAAGGCUUCCCUGGGCACUGGCAUUCUGGGCAUGCCGUUUGCCUUUAUGUGCUCUGGUCUUGUCAUGGGUAUCUUUGCCACCAUCUUCACAGCCUUCAUUUGCACGCACUGCAGUUACGUUCUGGUGAAAUGCGGUCACAAGUUGUACUACAGAACCCGACGCACCAAGAUGACCUUUGCCGAGAUCGCCGAAGCUGCCUUCCAGAAGGGACCAAAAUGGUGCCGCGGCUUUGCGCCCGUUGCCAAGUUCUCCAUUUUGUUUGGACUGUUCCUCACCUACUUUGGCACCUGCUCGGUGUACACCGUGAUUGUGGCCACGAAUUUUGAGCAAUUGAUUAACCACUGGACGGGUUGGGGUAUCACUCUGCGCAUGCUCAUCUGUGCGAUGCUGAUACCCUUGAUCCUGAUCGCCUGGGUGCCGAAUCUCAAGUACCUGGCGCCCGUGUCCAUGGUGGCCAAUGUGUUUAUGGGCCUGGGACUGGGCAUUACCUUCUACUACUUGGUACAGGAUCUGCCGCCACUGCCUGAUCGCAGCUAUGUGGUAUGGGGCACCCUGCCGCAGUUCUUCUCGAUCACCAUCUUUGCAAUGGAGGCCAUUGGUGUGGUGAUGCCGCUGGAGAACAACAUGAAGACGCCCCAGAGCUUCCUCGGCAUCUGUGGUGUGCUCAGCCAGGGCAUGUCCGGCGUUACCCUCAUCUAUAUGCUGCUUGGCUUCCUUGGCUACUUGCACUACGGCGCCCUUACCCAGGAGAGUAUCACCCUGAAUUUGCCCAUUGAGGAGUGGCCCGCCCAGGCGGUGAAGCUGCUCAUUUCCCUGGCCGUCUAUUGCACAUUCGGACUGCAGUUCUUUGUGUGCCUGGAGAUCGUUUGGGAUGGCAUCAAGGACAAGUGCAAGAAGCGUCCAACUCUGGUCAACUAUGUGCUGCGCACAGUGAUGGUGACAGCCGCCGUUGUUCUGGCCGUGGCUGUGCCCACGAUUGGGCCCUUCAUGGGACUGAUUGGUGCCUUCUGCUUCUCCAUUCUGGGAUUGAUCUUUCCGGUGGUCAUCGAGCUGAUUGUCCACUGGGAGACUGGAUUCGGUAAAUACAACUGGAUUCUGUGGAAGAAUAUUUUGAUCACAGCCUGCGGCAUUGGAGCCCUGGUCUUUGGCUCCCUGGCGGCCAUCAAGGAUAUUGUUAAGGCCUACCAAGAUCCAGCACCGCAAUAAGCUGCACCCUGAGAAUAAUCUCUUGCACAUGAGGAGCAAAAAACCCGAAAGGAUUCGAGAGGAAAGCCAUGUGCUUUACAGCCGGGAACGUAUAUUUAUUAUAUACACAAAACACCCACAACACACCUACUAUAUACUACUUAUAUAUAUACAAAGCCGGAGGCAGGAGUUUGGGAGAGAAGAGGCCCCGCUUCCUAGAGAGAGAUCAUCUAACUAUUGUUAGAUGUAAAACUGCGCGCCCACAAUUUGUACAUUUUUCUUGUCUGUUGCUUAGUGUCUGUUUUGAGAACCGAAAGGGAUUUACUUACCAAUUCACUGAUCGAUCGAGUGCCUACUACUGUUUAGCUAGCACACACUCUUAAAGACUCACCCGGAGGCACCAACAACUAAGCCGUUUUUAGCACGUUUUAAAUGCACCUGCAAAAUUAUAUAAAGUAGCGAGUAAGCUAGUUAGGUCGAGAACUAAAUAUAAUACACACCGUUUCCUAUUGAUUUUAGUACGAUUUGGUACAGAGCUAAAAAAGACUUGUACGUAGCUGCACUCCCUUUACCUUUCCCUUUCUCUCUGUUCUAAAAGAGUAUUACUAAAGCAAGGAACCAAAACUGAGAAAUCAUCUUUCAUGCCCCGCCUCGUCUUCUUUUUUUUUUACUUUGUUCUGUAGCUAAUUGUUUUGCCUGCAACAUUAUUUAACAUUUUUAGCAUGUUUAGUUGGUAAACCUAAGUAAAUAAUAUUGUAAAGAAGCUUUUGCAAAUCAGUUCCACAUAUGAUGAGCUAAAAUUACUCAGAGAAUACAAUUUUUAUACGAAAUCUAGCAGAGUAAUAACACUAAGUUAAAUAUUGAAUUGCCCCGAUAUUCAUACGAUAUGUGUACACACAUAUUUUUGUAUUUUAAUUUUAGCCUUAAAUCAAUACUUAGCGAAACUAUAAAUUAAAGAAUAAACAACACGCAAGUUACCAACCUUUUGUUUUGCAUUUAAAAUCCUGUGUAGACAACGAAACAGAUUUUUAUUUGUAAAAUGAAGAAAAUAAAACAAAGAGUUAAACGCAGAAAUAAAUAUCUGUCAAUUGUAUAUAUGUAUAUUAAUAUGAACACAGCGAGUUCUAAGUCUAUAUCUGCCCAGAAAAGUAUUUAGAGUUGUCCAUAUUAUAUAUAAUGAGAAGAACAAUGAUUGAUAUGAAUGUUUACUUUUUUGAAAACUGUUUAAAAUGUAAACCGAAAGCAAAGAUAUAAAUAUAUAUGAAAUAAUAUUAAAUGAAAAAUGUCCAGAAAAUGAAAA
Messenger RNA from Drosophila kikkawai, 2901 nucleotides. RefSeq names its product solute carrier family 36 member pathetic (gene path). Gene Ontology annotation, biological process: amino acid transmembrane transport. The record is from RefSeq and is a predicted model, not a curated record. NCBI's taxonomy places the organism in Eukaryota, Metazoa, Arthropoda, Insecta, Diptera, Drosophilidae. Gene Ontology annotation, molecular function: L-amino acid transmembrane transporter activity.